Molecule: messenger RNA, 816 nt
Organism: Ramularia collo-cygni
Lineage: Eukaryota; Fungi; Ascomycota; Dothideomycetes; Mycosphaerellales; Mycosphaerellaceae
Exons: 4
Coding region: 1-816 (271 amino acids)
Molecular function (GO): protein binding
Source: RefSeq, a predicted model, not a curated record
AUGGCACCCUCCACCUCCGUCGAGCGACCGGUGUCCAGGCCGAGUCCCGCUGAGGCUGCCAGAGCAGGUCUGCUAAAACUCUACCACGAUGACGAAUCCACGGACUUCACCAUCACCUGCGGAAAGGACACAUACCGGGUACACAAGCUAGUCAUUGGCCUCCAGUCUGAGUACAUUGCAAAGGCUAUUCGGAAUGGCUUCAAGGAAGCUUUGGAGGCGCGCAUCGAUCUGAAAGUCUCGGCCACAGACUGGUCCUGCGACCACCCGGAAGCGGUGCGCUUGAUGAUACAUUACAUGUACCAUCUAGACUACGAGGCCGAUGGCAAGAAAGCCGCUGGGACGCGCAAGGGAGAUGGUCAAGCACGGAGGAAGAAGCUCAAAACCUCCAAUCCCCCCAAAGACGCGCGUGAUGCUGCACCUGGUCCGGAAGGAGAUGAAGCCAUGCUCACYCACGCCCGUGUGUUCGCCGUCGCCGUCAAAUACGACAUGCCCGCUCUACGGCUCCUCGCYGCUGAAAAGAUAGAGCCUGCAAUUCGCAAGAACCUGAAAGACACUUCCUUCGCCCACCUGAUUACGGAGGUCCACUUGUCUACGGAUGAAAGCGUUCGCGAGCUAAGGACCAUCGUCGCUCGCACGAUUCUCAAGAACAAAAUGCUGCUCCAGAAGAAGGAUGUUGCGGAUGCCAUCAAUCAGAUCAACGGCUUGGCCUACGAUUUGCUCGUACAGAGCGGUGGUAUGGCUCUGAACAUCAAGGGUGUUGAUGAGACUAACACCCGUGACUCCGACACCGGCUCCAGUUCUGGUGAGCCGUACUAG